AUGUGGACAUAUGGGCGUCAUAUUAUGUGUCCCAUGCAGAUUUUUGGGCUUCUCGCUGGACGCUGGCUGUUCAACCCACAAGAAGGCCAAACUUGGCGUAUCGAAAAUCUGACCAAGACAGCGGAGGUGAUGGGGGAGAAUUCCUCCGAGAAGACCCUAGCGAGGUCCCGCAAGCGUGAUGAAUGCCUUGACGAGAGUACCAUAUCAGGGAAGUUACUGCGUAUCGAGCAACUAUUCCCAAUGACUCUCGAGAGCGCAAUGAUCAAGUCCAGCCUGUCGGAAGCAGAGGCGGCUGCAACUACAGCGUUCAUCCAUGCAUGUUUGCACUUGGAUCCAGAAGAACGAUUUUCGGUCAGUGACUUGCUUGAACAUCCAUGGCUAGAGUCUGCAUAUAUGUGCUUAUUACGCGCGCUGGGUAUCUUGAACAACGAUAAAGAACGUGCAGAACUGGCUAUUUGA
This is a messenger RNA of Suillus subaureus, 459 nucleotides long. RefSeq lists its product as uncharacterized. The coding region runs from base 1 to 459 and encodes 152 amino acids. The transcript is spliced from 3 exons. The record is from RefSeq and is a predicted model, not a curated record. Gene Ontology annotation, biological process: spliceosomal complex assembly; regulation of mRNA processing. NCBI's taxonomy places the organism in Eukaryota, Fungi, Basidiomycota, Agaricomycetes, Boletales, Suillaceae.